AUGCAAGAACAGGUCCAGAAGAGAGAAAGAAGAAGCCUCUCUUCUUCUGUCCAGCAGUGUCCAUUAUGCAAGAGAGUGUGCGAACAAAACGCGGACGGACAAACCGGUCCCUUUUUAUUUCUCUAUUUUUCUCUCUCAUUCAUAUUCUAUUCAUCUGAUUUGCCUCUCUCAACGCAUCCAACUCUUCGGAAGACCAUCGUUGGAUCCGAAUCCAUAGAUGAAUGGUCGCCGUCGUCGCGCGCGACUAUUCUCGGGCGGCGCCAUGAUUGA
Molecule: messenger RNA, 270 nt
Organism: Caenorhabditis briggsae
Lineage: Eukaryota; Metazoa; Nematoda; Chromadorea; Rhabditida; Rhabditidae
Exons: 1
Coding region: 1-270 (89 amino acids)
Source: RefSeq, a predicted model, not a curated record